AUGAUCAAAGUGUUAUUAGAACGCUGGAAUUCAAGUAAACAUUACUGGGAACUGGUGCCUUUGAAACGGUAAGUCUUUUUUAAAAUUUAAACUGACACCAUUUUAGAAAAAAUCUGUAACAAAGCCUUUGAAGAAAGUUAUCGUUAUAUAAGCUUUUAUUUAAAGAAAAAUUGAUAUCCAUUUUAAGACGAAAUUUUAACAAGAUAAAAGUGCAGUACUUUCUUGUUGUUAACAAUAAUGACUAUUUUCAGACAUAAAUUAAAUUUUUUUAAAAUAUAAUUUGUUCUUUAGAUUUUGUGGCCUUUUUGUGUGUUUCUGUGUUCGUCUAACCAUUAGCAAUUAUGUUACUCCUGAUGCUGGUCCCAGAAGGUUCGUUCGGAAGAACAUAUACAAUGACUUGGACUACUGUGAUGGAGAGUUGGUAAGGUUAAAAUUGGCUUUUUUCUUUAUUAAACUUACUUUUAUUUACGUUUUUGGUUUAAACUUGCACUGAUUGUCAGUUUUUUAUCCAACAGCACGUUCAGGGCGGACAUUUUUAUAAUAGUUGGGAGGGGUGAGCAGGGUUGAACAAAGGUAUGGACAGAACUGAAAUGAUCUGUAAUAGGCAGGACAAAGCAGGGCAAAAAGCAACGCACAGUAAAUUGACAAUGGCUUGCCUUGUGACCCAGCAUGAAGGUGGCAAAUUUAAAAUUUAUUUGUUUGUGGAUUUUUUAAAUAUAUUUGUCACAUUUAUAUAAUUGUAAUUUUGCAGAUGGCCUACUCACAUCAGUCCUAUUUCGACGGCAAAUAUAAAUUUCAAAGAGGGCGAAAGUUUCACUGUGAUUUAACGCACUAUAUUGACAUGUUCAAGUUGAGAGAUACCGACGCUGUUGUAGAACAAGAAGUACGUUUUUUUUCAUUUUUAAAAUUUUUGAAGAAAAUUUUAAUACUUUUCUUGUUUUUUAAAAAUAUUGACUUUGCUCCACUUUUUCAAUAAUUUAUGUGACACUUCGUACAUCCAAAAUGCCUUCGUAUGAAAAUUUUAAAAAUUUUAGCCAAAUUUUCCAAAUGACACAGCGAUUGUAAUUGCAGCAAAUAAUCUUUAUUGGGAAGCUUCUCGAGCCGCAAUCGCUGAAGUUAGACGACAUUUCGGAAAUGACACUAAAAUUAUAUUCUACGACCUUGGAAAUGUCACUCAGAGGCAUGUAAGUUGAAUUUUUGUUUGAUUUUUAAAUAUAUUUUUUAAUCUCGUGUAGGGUAAGUUAAGGUAAAUUAGAGGAGAGCAGUGUAAGACUAAGUUGGGUGAGGCAGGAAAAGAAAUAGUAACGUAAAGUAGGACAAGGUAAAGUAGAUAAGGACAAUCUAAGGUAUGUGAAGUAAGGUAAGGUAAAGGAAAGCAGCUCAGGGUAAAUUAGGGUAAGAUAAGGUGGAGCAGAGAAGGGUAGGACAAGGUGAUAUAGAGAAGGACAGCACGGGGUAAAAUAAGAUAGGUAAGGAGGACAAGCUAGGGCAAAGUAGGGUAGAGGGAAGCAGGUUAGGUUAAAAAUUUCAAAAUUUUUAUUUUCAGAAGGAAGAAAUGGACAGUAUUUGUACUUUUGAGUAUCGAAUAUUCAACAUGAGCCGGUUGCCAGAAAAUGUUCGGCAUUUGAAGACUUUUGCGUGGAAAGUCUUUAUUUUGGCCGUAAGUUUAAGUUUAAAAUUUUUUUAAAUAAAAUAAAUUUUUAAAAAAAUUUUUAAAUAUUUUUUAUACCCACCCUGCCUUAAACUUAAACUUCCAGGAAGUAUUCCGUGAAUACAACCACAUAAUGUACAUGGACUCAUCAAUCUAUGUCGAGACCAGCAACUUUAGCAUUUUUUUUUACAUGAUGUUCAACAAGACCUUGUCUCCAGUCCAAUUGAGUGGUUAUACAGGCCAUGGACUAAAGUUUGCGACCGCCCCAAACAUGUACAAGUACUUGCCAUUGGAUGUGAAUGUUGAUAAUAAGGCAUGGAUGAUGGAAGCCAACCUGAUUUUAUUGAGGCGGACAAAAGAAACGAGAACGCUGUUGAAGUGGGCAGUGUUAUGUGCUGUUGCUAAAGAUUGUAUCAAUCCGAGUGGUGGGUUGUUAUUGAUUUUUAAAAAUUUGCAUAAAGUGCCAGUUUUGAGUAGGUGAUUUUUGUCUGAGGAGAUGGGAGAGGGGUAAAAAAAUUUAUCGAUAUGGAUUUCGAAGUAAAAUAAAAUAAUUUUUGAUAAAAAAAAUAUAUUUCCUUUCUCGUCUAUCUCUUUAAUAGGUCUACAUUGUUUGUCUUACGUGAAUAUGUAUAUAGAAUUUUCUUGCGCUUUGUUAUACGAGAGUUUUACUGAAGACAUAGUAAUAGGUUGUUUACAUUUACCGCUUUUGAUAUGAUUAUUUUAGGAUAUUUUCUUGGCUGUCCAGUGCCAGAUGAAGGAGAGUUUAACGGACGAUGUCAUCGACAAGAUCAAAGCAUCUUCAAUGUGCUCGUCUACAAUAUGGAAUACGAUAUGAAGAGGCGAGGUAAGGGGAAUUUUUUUAAUUUUAAAAAUUCUUUAAGAAGAACAUGUUCUAUUAUAUAUAAACAACUUUGCUUAUACUUACUUGACCAGAUAGAGGUUUUAACACUGGUCUUGACUACGCUUUUGAUCAAACUGGAGUAAACUUGAGAGAAGCCAAGUUGAAAAAUUCGUCUUGAUCAGGCUUACAGGGUAAUACUUAUUCAUUUAAAAAUUUUUUAAAUUGACUGUACAGUAGUUACUUAUAUGACGUAUUUUUUAGGUCAUAAAGUCAUACCCCAUAUGAGAGAAGAUCAUCCAAAGAAUACAAAACAGCGACACGAAACCAGACGUCUUCAAGGCACAGACCAAAACAUUGCCCAAUGUAGUGCACCGAAGAUCUAA
Messenger RNA from Bursaphelenchus okinawaensis, 2875 nucleotides. NCBI's taxonomy places the organism in Eukaryota, Metazoa, Nematoda, Chromadorea, Rhabditida, Aphelenchoididae. The record is from the annotation of a GenBank genome assembly.